GUUCGAACCUCUCGUUUCUCUCUCUCUCGACAACGAGCUUUCCAAGUUAAAGCAACUUAUACCGCAUUCACACCGCAGUGUGUUUAUAUAGUGGGUGUGUGUGUGCGUGUAUCUGUGUGUAAAUACAUGUAUAUAUAUAUAUAUAUAUAUAUAGAAAAUAGUAUAAUCAAAAUUGUGCGAGACAAAAUGUUGGAACUAGUCGAGAGCGCCCUCAACAAUCCAAAAUUUUACUACGGUGGUUUGUUGGGAAUUGGUUUUUGCAUUUACUACCUUUGGGAAGUUGUAAAAAUGUUUUAUUUUAGACUCCCCUCUUUGUUUGUGCCAAUGGUCCAUUCAAAGAAUUUCUGGAAAAGCACAUGCCCAUCUUAGAGAGUAAAUUUUGGCCAACAUUGUGGUGUUUUGAAUCGAGGGCACAAACGGUUUUUGCCAGUAUUUUACGCUCGAGAAUGUUGCCACAGAUUCCGUAUCACAGGGAAAUUCUAAUACUCUCAGAUGGUGGUGAAGUGGCUUUGGAUUGGGCUGAGGAUAAUUGUUGUAACACAUCGCCAAUUAUAAUUAUUCUUCCGGGACUAACUGGUGCAAGCCAAGCAGAUUACAUUAAAUGCUUGGUAGCAGCGGCAAAAAAUGUGGGAAUAAAAUGUGUGAUCUUUAACAACAGAGGUCUCGGAGGAGUACAACUAAAAACACCAAGAUUAUAUUGUGCUGCAAAUAUCGAGGACUUUACCGAGGUUCUUGAACAUGUUAGAAAAACGCGUCCAAAUGUGGCUAUUGGUGCCACAGGUAUUUCUUUAGGAGGGUUAAUUUUAGGUAAUUAUUUAGCACAAACUGGUCCAGGAGCUGUUGGAAAAUUAAUGGCGAGUCUCGCAAUUUCCGUACCAUGGAAUGUUUUCGAAGCGACAAAAAGUAUAGAGAAGCCAUAUUUAAAUCUUAUGUUAAAUCGUCAUUUAUGUGGAAAUCUUUGUCGAAAUGUGUCUCGUCAUCAGUCGAUAAUUUGCGAGACGACCUUUGAGAAUUUCGACGUUGUUCUCAAGAGUCGAACAGUUCGAGAAUUCGACGAGAGUUUCACAUCGAAAGCAUUUGGAUUUAAAGAUGUCGAGGCUUAUUAUGCUAAAGCAACUCUACACGAUAAACUACAUAAUAUUCAAAUUCCUCUACUUUGUCUGAGCGCAGCUGAUGACCCUUUCCAACCUCUAGAAGCAAUUCCUUUAGAAGAAGUUAAAGAUACAAAACACGUGGCUAUGAUUGUUACAUCACGAGGUGGACAUAUUGGCUUUUUAGAAGGUGUUUGGCCUGUACAUAAGGAACGAGAGCAAUAUAUAGGAAAAGUUUUUUCACAAUUUUUCACAGCAGUUUUCACACACGGCCUUGAUGAUCCCGCCUUUUAUAGAUAGCCAAAAUAUUAAUAAAGAUUCGUUUUAUCAAAACACAAAGAAAUUCUUUGGAAAAUUAAAUGAAUUAUCAAUAAAUAACUUGACGAAACUAAUAUACACAUUUAGUUGAGAACAAAAAUUAAUAUUGUCGCUGGACUCGACAAUUUAAAAUGAAUUUUAUUCUAUUUUACGUAAAUUCAAAAUUUAAUUCUAAAAACCGAACAUAUUUGGAAUUAUAGACAAAUUUGCAACUAUAUCUUAUCGAUCAAAAAUUUCAAAGAAAAUCGUUAAUAGUCGUUUUUCCUUUUCCUAAACAUUAAAUAAAAAGUUGCAAAUUUUCACGAAAAUUAGGAAACUAAAUAAAUUCAGCUUAUAAAAGCGCUAAACGCUGCCAAAAAUUAGUUAAUUUUGUAUUGUUAUAUGAAUAUAUUUCAUUUUAUAGAAAACGCACUUUAUUUAUAUAAAAAAUUGUGUAAUAAAAAAUUAUUUUUCUGGACUGUGAUAAAAAUUUCCACGAAUUUCCACUGAGAAAAAUAUAUCGUUUCCACAAUAAAAUAUAAAAUCAAAAUAAGAAA
Messenger RNA from Leptopilina heterotoma, 1945 nucleotides. It is a transcript of the gene Hydr1, whose product is annotated as protein ABHD1. Bases 357 to 1391 code for a protein of 344 amino acids. NCBI's taxonomy places the organism in Eukaryota, Metazoa, Arthropoda, Insecta, Hymenoptera, Figitidae. The transcript is spliced from 7 exons. Gene Ontology annotation, molecular function: monoacylglycerol lipase activity; acetylesterase activity. Gene Ontology annotation, biological process: medium-chain fatty acid catabolic process; medium-chain fatty acid biosynthetic process. The record is from RefSeq and is a predicted model, not a curated record.